AUGUCAUCUCCCGAGCCCAUCCCCCCGCCCAAUGACCGGCGAAGCUCUAGGGCCUCGUCGGCGGGCAUGGACACGGCAGACGGCAUCCUACCGGUCGGUGGCCCUCCCAACGACCCUUCACCACUCCAAAUCCGUGCAUCAAACUCAUUGAACUCGAAGAACCGCCGCUCCACCAUCGCAAAGCAGCCGCCCGACCUGCACCUCCUCGAAUACGUCUCGCAGCCCGACAGCAACCUCGUCUGCCUCAUCUGCCACUCGCCUUUCGACCGCCCCGUUCAGCUCUUCUGCGGCCACUUCUUCUGCCGCGAAUGCCUCGACCAUGCGUGGUGCGCGCAGCAAGAGGGCCGCAAGACGUGUCCGACGUGCAGGAGCAGGGUGGAUCCCGAGAAGGACGUGCGGCCUGUGCCCAAGAUCAUCGAGACGAUGCUGGAUGAGCUGGUGGUCAAGUGUCCGAAUGCGAAGUCGGGAUGCGGUUGGGUCGAGCAGCGUGUCAAUGUGAACGACCAUGUCAUGCUGUACUGCGAGUACACGCUCGUGGAAUGCGCGCAGCACGACUGCCGGUUGCACAUCUCGCAGAAGGAGUUCCACAAGGGCUGCUUGCACUAUACCGUGAGCUGUGAGGAUUGUCACACCUCGAUGAUGAAGAAGGAUCUGGAGGACCACCAGCGGACGGCCUGCGCAAAUCGCUCGACGAACUGUCUUCACUGCGAUGCCAGCCUCCUGCGGCUCGAUCUCAAGACGCAUAUCAAAGAUGCCUGCGGCAAGGUCAUCACCCCGUGUCAGGGCACGAUAGUCGGCUGCACCUUCACCGCAGAGCGAGCGCAGACGAACCUCCACGAGAAGAGCUGCCCAAUGGCCACGAUGGCGCCUCACUUCCGCGACCAACAAGCCCGCAUCGAGCGAAACGAGGCCCGCCUAGAACCCUUGACCCGCAAAGUUGGCAUCCUGGAAGACGGCCUCUCCAGCAUCACAAACAUGCUCUACCCCGCCAACGACUCUGCCUCCACCUUCCCCGUCACCAACCCCUGGAUCCCAACAUCUCCUACUCCUUCCCCCUCGAAUCUCGUCCCCACCCCGACUUCCGCCUCCCGCCCGCCUCGUUCCCACCCGUACCCCAAGACGCAUCGCAGCCCCUUCACCAACCCCAGCCACCCCUUCGACUCCCAAGUGCACCACCUCCUCACCCUCCACGAGUCCCUCCGCGACGAAGUCAACCGCAUCGCCAACGCGCUCACCGACCUCGAAGGCCGCACAAACAUGAUGGUCAUGAACGAGAGCCAGCGCACAAAGGACGACAUGCUGCACACGAACGCGGCGAUCAACGGGAUGCGCCACCAGCUGCACUGGCUGAUCAGCGCGACGCUGCAGCAGCGCAACUCGACGCGGACGGCGGCGAACGCGGCGAGCGGGAGUACGAGUGGUGCACGGCAGGGGGGGAGUGCGGCGAGACAGGGGCCGAGCGCGGGGUUCCAUGCGCCGUUGAGGAGGUUGAGCGAUUCGACGAGGCAGGAUACGAAGCUUUGA
Didymosphaeria variabile is the source of this 1524-nucleotide messenger RNA. RefSeq lists its product as uncharacterized. The transcript is spliced from 2 exons. Gene Ontology annotation, molecular function: zinc ion binding. The record is from RefSeq and is a predicted model, not a curated record. Lineage: Eukaryota; Fungi; Ascomycota; Dothideomycetes; Pleosporales; Didymosphaeriaceae. The coding region runs from base 1 to 1524 and encodes 507 amino acids.